Messenger RNA from Saprolegnia parasitica CBS 223.65, 1261 nucleotides. RefSeq lists its product as hypothetical. The coding region runs from base 6 to 1214 and encodes 402 amino acids. The record is from RefSeq and is a predicted model, not a curated record. The transcript has a single exon. NCBI's taxonomy places the organism in Eukaryota, Oomycota, Saprolegniomycetes, Saprolegniales, Saprolegniaceae.
UCGCGAUGGCGCCGCCGAUGCCACGCGGCCGGUCCUCAUGGCGCUUCAACAUGAACACGAUCAUCAUGCUCAGCAUGUUCCUCGUCGUCUGCGUCCUUGUGCGCGUGAACCUGAGCUUCGUCCACAGCAGCAGCCAGGCGGCGCUCGAGCCGCGGCUGCGCCAGGUCGACCGCGGCCUUCCGCAGGGCACGACCAAGCGCGAGCGGCGCACGAUCGUGCUCAUCGCCAACUACCGCGACACGGCGCGGUGCGCCGAGACGCUCCAGUCCAUGUACGCGCAGGCGUCGCAGCCCGACUUGCUCUCGGUGAGCAUCUUUGACCAGAUCUACGAGGAGCAGGGCGAAGGCCGGUGCUACGACGCGUACUGCGACAAGGUCGGCGAGGCCAACUGCCGCCGGUCGCAGCUGCGCCGCAACGACACGAUCAACGCGCUGCACGCGACGGGUCCGACGUUCGCGCGGUACCAGACCGAGAAGGGCAUCGACCUCGCGAUCGACACGUUCUCGCUCGCGAUCGACUCGCACAUUGUGUUUGUGCCGCACUGGGACAAGGACCUCAUCGAGCAGUGGGACUCGCUGCAGAACGAGAAGGCGAUCAUCACUGUCUACCCUCGCUCGACCGACAACACGCCGCGCAACAUGGACACCUCCCUCGACACGACCGCGAUCCUCAUGUGCACGGGCAAGAUCGAGACCGAAGACGCCGACGCGAUGAUCUCGUACGACGCCGUGCAGCUCAUUCCGGUGCCCGAGAAGCCCCGUCUCAUGUCGCAGUUUGCGGGCGGCUUCAACUUUGGCACCGCGAUCCAGGCGCUCGAGGUCCGGAACGACCCGUACACGCCGUACCUCUUUCACGGCGAAGAGUACUCAAAGGCCGCGCGCCUCUUCACGCACGGCUACGACAUGUACGUCCCGAAGCGCCAGGUCGUGUACCACUGGUACGAGAAGCGCAACGUGGUCUGGGAGCGCGACUGGGGCGACCGGUACGUCGUCCAGCAAAAGGCCAAGCGCCGGAUCCGCACCGUCCUCGGCCUCUCGACGACCAGCGACGACUACGACAAGACGGACAUUGACAAGUUUGGGCUCGGCACGAAGCGCACGUUUGAGCAGUUUCGCGCCUUCUCUGGUAUCGACCCGACCGCCGCGUACUACAAGGACAACUACGCGCAGUUCAACAACUGCCGAGACCUCGAGUACGUCCCAUACAACGACUAACUCAUUCAUCGAUCGAUGCUUGCUUUUCCCGCUGCCAUGACAAACGC